UUAGAACAGCGCUGGCGCUGCAGUUGUCUGUAAGCUGGCGCUUUCGGCUGUCUGCAACACGACGAGAAUAUUUAAGGGCCUUGUAAUGCACGUGAGCGCUCUAGUAAGGUGAAACCGCGCCACAGAGAAAGGCGACAGCAGCAGUAGUCUUUGUGCAACGAAUAGUUAUCAAAUCUACCAAACGCGGCAGGCAUUCGCUUCUGCGCAGUUAAGACUCUCGCUGUACACGUUGCUAACGGGAAAAAUAGUGUCGCUGCACUCAACAACAUAUACUAAACAGAUGAAAAUUGGUCAGACCGAUUGGUGUCAAUGCUGAGACCCUCGACCACGGAUACCAAGCUGAAGCUACUGAAGACCUUGCACUUGUCCAAAAACCUCGCUGUCUGCAAAGGCUCACGCACCGGCAAUACCGGCAAUAAUUUAGAACUUAAAGUUCUAACACAGAUCCAGCACGUACCGUGAACUUGUCUUAGGGCUAUUUGGAUAACGCGAGCAGUCAAGCAAAACUUCAGUAGGCUUCAUACGAUUUGGUUAUCUGACAAUUCCUAGGAAAUUAUUACAGAAGAUACACUUUAACCUCCACUCUCAUCUUUCAAAAUGGUUUACGCUGAGCGCACGGAACGUCACAUUUCGCCAACAGAUCAAGCAAACUCGAACGCCACGAAUGGUAAGCCACUUACCGAAGCUACCAAAUACACCAUGGAACAAAGACAAUCGAGCAGCUCAAGCACUUCCGCUAAUUGGGGCAGCCAUAAGUCGCCGUCAGAAGAUAAAUGGAAAUAUAAUAAUAUGGUGCGCAACGAGCGUGAAAAGUUCAACAGUUUGCAUUUCUGCUGAUCAUGGAAGCGCUAUGUUCGGCUCGCAUUCCA
Bactrocera dorsalis (oriental fruit fly) is the source of this 869-nucleotide messenger RNA. RefSeq lists its product as uncharacterized. The coding region runs from base 310 to 462 and encodes 50 amino acids. NCBI's taxonomy places the organism in Eukaryota, Metazoa, Arthropoda, Insecta, Diptera, Tephritidae. The transcript is spliced from 2 exons. The record is from RefSeq and is a predicted model, not a curated record.